AUGGCAUCACAUGAUGGGGCUUACUCCUCCUCCUCCUCCUCCACCUCUUCUUUUCCUGGAUCAUCAUCUACUAAUUACGAUGUAUUUCUCAGUUUCAGGGGCGCAGAAACUCGCAAUAACUUCACUGGUUUCCUUCACAGAGCUCUUGAAAGAGAAGGAAUCAUUGUAUUUUUAGAUAGUGAAGACCUGUGGGGUGGAAAAGAGAUCCAACCAGCACUUAAUGAUGCAAUUCAACAAUCCAAAAUAUCGAUUGCUAUCUUCUCUAAAGGCUAUGUGGAUAGCAAAUGGUGCCUACGUGAACUAGUUAAGAUAGUUGAAUGCCACAGCAGAAGAUCGUCCAAUGAUCAAAAAAUUCUACCCAUUUUCUUCGAUGUUAACCCAAGAGAUGUUCGCAAUCAGACCGAAGUUAUGAAGGAUCGUUUCAGAAACACAAGGAUAAAUUUGAUGAUGCCGAAAUACAGGAUUGGAAGGCAGCCUUGUCUGUGGAAUCAAUCACAGCUAGUCAAAUUAAUUGUUGAUUGGGCUUUGAGUGAAUUGAGUAACAAUCGCUUGGGUGAGAUUAAAAAUCCUAUUGGAUUAUAUGAUCGUGUAGAUAACCUAUCAUCUAGGUUGAAUGUUGGCUCCGAUGAUGUUCGAUUUGUGGGAAUCUGUGACAUAGGUGGCAUUGGGAAGACAUCUAUUGCAACUACUCUUUACAAUCGCAUUUUUAAAAGGUUUGAAAUGAGUAGCUUUCUUGCAAAUGUCAGAGAAGAAGCUUCAAGACCAAAUGGUUUAGUUUCUCUCCAAGAGAAACUUAUUUAUACCGUCUCCAAAAAGAAAAUUGAAAUAUUCAAUGUUUACAGAGGACAACAAUUGAUAAAAGAAAGACUACAAGGGAGAAAAGUUCUUCUUAUUCUUGAUGAUGUGGAUUCUUAUUCCCAACUUAAAGAUUUAGCUAUCGAAUUCAACUUGUUUGGUCCAGGGAAUAGGAUUAUCAUAAUGAGUAGAGAUGAGCAGAUUCUAAAUGUAGCUAAAGUUGAAGAAAUAUAUUGGCCUAAAGAAUUGGAUGAUGAGGAAUCUCUUCAGCUCUUUAGUUUGUAUGCAUUUUCAAUGAAACAACCUCCUAACGAUUAUAAGCAGCUUUCCCAUGAUAUGAUACAAUUGGCGAGAGGAUUGCCAUUAACUCUGGAAGUGUUCGGUUCUUCUCUCAUUUGUGAAAGAGACAGAGAAGUAUGGGAGAGUAUGAUAAACAAAUUGAAAACAAUUCCUAAUGCAGAGGUCCACAAAAAGUUAAAGAUAAGCUGCGACAGUCUAGAAGAAGAUGAGAAAUCUAUAUUUCUUGAUGCUACAUGCUUUUUUGUUGGAUGGAAGAAAGAAAUUGCAAUUUCUUUGUGGGAAGCUUGUGGGUUUAACCCGAUAUUAGCAAUAAAAAAACUUACUCAAAGGUCCCUUCUAAAAUUUACCAAUAGACUAUCCAUUACCAAUAUUAGAGAAACCAUAAGUGGUUCCUAUGAUGAGCUAAGGAUGCACGAUCAAAUUCAAGCCAUGGGAAGGGGCAUUGUUUACGAAGAAAGCCGUAUGGAGCCAGGGAACUCAAAUGAUUGA
This is a messenger RNA of Telopea speciosissima, 1584 nucleotides long. RefSeq names its product disease resistance protein RUN1-like. Gene Ontology annotation, molecular function: ADP binding. Gene Ontology annotation, biological process: signal transduction; defense response. Lineage: Eukaryota; Viridiplantae; Streptophyta; Magnoliopsida; Proteales; Proteaceae. The transcript is spliced from 3 exons. The coding region runs from base 1 to 1584 and encodes 527 amino acids. The record is from RefSeq and is a predicted model, not a curated record.